Syngnathus typhle (broad-nosed pipefish) is the source of this 4710-nucleotide messenger RNA. RefSeq names its product zinc finger, FYVE domain containing 16 (gene zfyve16). The transcript has 18 exons. Gene Ontology annotation, cellular component: early endosome membrane. Gene Ontology annotation, biological process: endosomal transport. Lineage: Eukaryota; Metazoa; Chordata; Actinopteri; Syngnathiformes; Syngnathidae. Gene Ontology annotation, molecular function: metal ion binding. The record is from RefSeq and is a predicted model, not a curated record. Bases 399 to 4130 code for a protein of 1243 amino acids.
GAUGUCAGAUCUCAUCGAUCGGUUCGCACUUUGCGGGUUUCUCCGUGUCUGCAAGCAAUGUAGUGACCUUUUGAACUUUGAAACACUAUACGUUUCGACCCACAGGUGACAAAUUGUCAAGUUCGGCGGAGAGCUCGAGGAUGUUGGAAAUAUGCAAGCUCAGCCUGAUCCACAGGUCCGUUUCCAAGAUGGCCGCCGGAGCACAGACUCCAGACUUGUAGCGUCAAACUCCGAAAGAAAGCGAAAAAAAAAGCUCUUUCUCCUCGGCCCACUUCAAAGCUCACUUAGCAACAUGAGCGGACGAUGACGUUUGUUAGCAGCACUAUAGCCGAGCACGACGCCAGUAGAGCGAUGGCAAAAGCCAGCAGGCUUUAGGAGGGAUUGAUUGUAAAGGCAGCAUGGACAGCUUCUUCAAAGCGGCAGUUUGUGACCUGGACAAAGUGCUGGACGACUUUGAGCUGAGCGCAGAUGAUGUCGCCCGCAAGUCGGUCUUCGGAAAGUCCCCGCCGUACAAGUUGACGGCUUUGGGCUCCUCCGGGGCGUCCGGCGUGCCCCCCGACCUUCCCGACCUCAGCGCUCUCCGCUACGGCGGUGGCGCCGAGCGCAACGGCGGUGGCGCCGAGCGCAACGGCGAGGCCCCGGUACAGCCUCUGACCCACGUGGACCUGCUCUCCUCCGUAGACCGCGGCGCCGCUCAGAGCUCGGCACUUCCCUGCCCCGACCGGGCCCUCGAGCCUGUGUGCGACCUGGUCAACGACACGGGUUCGGCCGUCCGAGCCGACAGCCACGAUGCCUUCGGUGAGCUGGACGCCGCCGAGAGGCGGUUGGAGGAAGAAGAGAAGGAGAGCGAGGAGGAAGAGGAGCUCCUGUUGGACUUCAGCAACCUGGUGCUGGAGGACCGCGACAUGCCCAGCCAGAACUCCAACUGGCACCAGCAGCUGAGUCUGCUGGACAUCAUCCUUCCUGCAGAGGAAGUGCGAGCGGAAGCGCGAGAUGACGGCGAGGCCCAAGACGAAGGCUACGAGGAGGAGAGCCCGGAAGACGACCCGGCCGAGACGAGCGCUCAAACCUCGAGGGCCUCGCUAGGCUCUCCGAAACCCCCGGCGGGUCCCAGCAAGGUGGAGUCGCCCCCAGAGUCGGACAACGAAGCUCCCGUUAGCAGCCCUGGAGAGCGACGCGAAGCUGAGGGGACGGAGGCGGACUCUCUGUCAGCUUUGGACGCUUCUUGCCGUGAGGAACCCCUCCACUCAAUUUCCCAGCAGCAGCAGCUGCAGGAGCGCUGCGUGGUAGAGCUUCCCGCCCCCGUCCCUCCCGCCGAAGCUUUGCCCUCGGAGCCCAGCCCGGUGGACCUACCCGAGUUCGGCUUCGAGUAUCUGCCCGAGAGCGACCAGGCUGAGCUGCUGGUCACGGACGAGGAGCUGGACGCCUUCCUGCGGGCCGAGGCCGAGCGGGGCGGCGUCUCCGUCCAGCCGGGGCAGGCGGCGCCGCCGCCCGACGGGGACCUUGCUUAUGAGGAGCCGAGGAGUUGCGCGCAAGCUCUGCGAGGCCCGGCGUCUCCGGGAAGUGACAGGAGCCUGCCGACGCCGUCUCUCUGCCGGGACUCGCCUUGUCAGGAAGGGAGCCGUCCCCCCACCGAGCAGCAGCACAUUUCCCACGGAGGGGCGAGACCCAAGCAGCCGCUCCCGCCUGCCUCCGCCGCCACGUCUUCCCAAUCGGCAGACGAGGAGCAGGAGGAGAACCAUGACCGCAACGAGGAGGAGGAGGAGGAGGAGAGUCCGCCACGCAUGAGCCCGGGCUUCCUGCCGCAUUCCCUCGGCGGCUCGCUCUACGCGGCACCGGAGCCGCCGGAAUACACGGCCAGCUACGAGGAGCUCUCCGAGCCGCCGCCCUACCCCGGCGAGGGCGGCGCUCGGCCCGCCGGCUGGAAGGAGGAGGAGCCGGGCGGCCGGCAGCCCGCCUGGGUGCCCGACUCGGAAGCCCCCAACUGCAUGAACUGCUCGCACAAGUUCACCUUCACCAAGCGGCGCCAUCACUGCCGCGCUUGCGGCAAAGUGUACUGCGCGGGCUGCUGCAACCGCAAGUGCAAGCUCAAGUACUUGGAGAAGGAGGCGCGCGUGUGCGUCGUCUGCUUUGACACCUUGCAAAGAGCGCAGGCCCUGGAGCGGAUGAUGAGCCCCACGGGUCCCGGUCCCAACCCCAACGUCCCGUCACAGUACUGCAGCACCAUCCCGCCCCUGCAGCAAGCCCGAGCCGCCGGCACCCUCAACUCGCCGCCGCCCACUGUCAUGGUGCCCGUGUCGGCGCUCAAGCACCCCGGCGGCAGCGACGGCUGCCCCCGGGAGCACAAGCGAGUUUGGUUCGCCGACGGCAUCCUGCCCAACGGGGAAGUGGCCGACACCGGCAAGCUGGCGGCGCCCGCUUGCCGGAGCUCACCCGAGUCGGAAGAAACGGCGUCGGGCCCGAGCGUCCCAGAGGGGGUCCCGCCUCCCCCUUGCGGCCCAUGGCACUAUGCGCUGCUGGCGGGCUUGGGCUCUGCGGUCCGGAAGGCUCCCAGUCUGCUGCCCGACUCGGAGGACCAACUUCCUCCUCUCCUCAUUGCCACGGCGGAGGACGCAGCAGGAGCAGACGUCUUGGUGGAGGAGAGCCCCGCGCCUUGCCAGAUUCGACACCUCUUAGAAGAGGGGGGUCCUCGCCCUUUGACCUUUGUCCUCAACGCCAACCUGCUGGUCAACGUCAAGAUGGUCACCUACGGCGAGCGUGAGUGCUGGUGCUUGGGCUCCAACGGGCUGCGAGCCCUGGGCCAGAGGGAGCUGGUCUUCCUCCUGGAGCGUGUCCCAGAAGACCGAACGCCUCCCCGAGACCUCUUUGCGCUGUGCCUCAGUAUUCAGCAGGACGCACAAAGAGGCAAGUUUGUGGACGAGCUGGACAACGUGACCUUUGCCGGCAGCUUCCUGGGCAGCAAAGAUCACGGCGGGAUGCUCUUCUUCUCUCCCACCUGUCAGCCGCUGGAGGGCCUGACUCUGCCCUCGUGGCCUUUCCUCUUUGGCCUUCUCAUCCAAAAGCUGGAGGUGCCCUGGGCCAAGGUCUUCCCCCUCAGGCUGCUUCUACGACUCGGCGCCGAGUACGACGUCUACCCCAGCACCCCCAUAAGCGUGCGUUUUCGGGAAUCGGUUUAUCGCGAGACGGGACACACCAUCAUGAACCUCCUGGCGGACCUGAGGAACUACCAAUACAGCCUGGCGUCCGUGGAGGGUCUGAGGGUCCACAUGGAGGUGGGCCGCAGCUUCAUCGACAUCCCCAAAAGCAGCUUUGGCCAGAUGCAGCGGGUGUUGAGCGGCGCCAACGAGCACGUGAUCACCGUCGGCGCCACCUUGAGUCUGCGGGCCGACUCGCACCUGGUGUGCUUCCAGAACGAGGACGGCAGCUACCGGACGCAAGCCGCCAGCGUGCCCGGCAAGACGCGCACGGUGACAGGGGCCAGCUUCGUGGUCUUCAACGGCGCCCUGAAAGCCUCGUCGGGCUUCAUCGCCAAGUCAAGCAUCGUAGAAGACGGUCUGAUGGUGCAGAUGCCCCCCGAGACCAUGGAGGCCUUGCGGGCGGCCCUGCGCGAGCAGAACGACUUCAACAUCGCCUGCGGAAGGACGGACGAGACGGACGUCCGGGAAAACGUCAGCGUGCGCUGGCUUGACUGGACGCCGCCCAUCAACACUGGAAUGACAAGUGACGUGGACGGGCGGAGUCUGGAGGGCGCGCGCUCCGUGAGGAUGCGGCAGGACGCCGAGUUCGAGUGUGACGGACACGUCAUCGCGUGUUCCGAGGUCUUCUACCAGCCGACGUCCGCCGAGCACAGCCCCUUCCAGAAGGAGCUGGCCGCGGCCGCCUGCGGCGCUUUGACACCUCAUCUGGCCGCCCUCGCCGCCAGCGCCAUCAACUCCUUCAGCCUGCGUGUGUCCACGCGAGACGACGUGGUGGAGUACCAGGCCGGUUGGGGCGAGCGCCCCCUCCCCCAGCGCUACACCAACGAGCUGGACAGCGCGCUGAUCCCCGUCAUCCACGGGGGCGGCGCCAUCGUGCCCCCGCCCGCCCCCGUGGACAUGGAGCUGCUCUUCUUCAUCACACACGCCAUCUGAAGCUCAAAGGAGCGGUUCUAGAAGAGGACAGCUUGAGGAGCCACCAAAUGCCACGAGCCCGCCGCUGUUGCUCUCUUUGUGGUCGGGCGUUCUGCUGGCAGCAAACUCCAAACUUUAAUGUGGUGACAUUCGAUUGACGUGCGUGUCCCCAACUCAAAGAGCAACGACUCAAAAUGGGCCGCCCGCCCGCCCGCCCUCUCUACGGGUGUUGCAGAUUUUGGCCCACCUGCUUUGAUGCCGUCUCGGGGCCCAAGAACGGCGUUGAUGCGAGAGGAGGCGCUUGGGCAUGUCAGGUUUUGCUCUUGCGCCAUCUUGUGGCACCUGUGGGCCAUUACAGAUUCCGAGGAUCUUUUUUUGCCCCCCCCAAACCCCCGCUGACACUUCAAUGAUCAUGACUGAUCCUGAAUGUACUUAUCCUGCAGCUUUAAACUUGACAGUGUAGGGUUCAAAGGUCACCCUGUCGCCAGCGUCUGACCGAACUUCUCGGGGACCCCAGUGCAUUGCGUGAGACCAUUGUGUUGCUUUUUUUCUUCUUUUAUUUCAUCUCGGGUCUUUAUUGAAUAAAUGUGCAUAAGAGAGA